CGUUGCACGAAGCGCCCAGGCAUUUCCGUGACAAACCUCUUCCCAUCCUCCAGCUCGGUGUCCGUUAUCAAUCAAUCUUAUCUCCGCGGAUGGUCCGGAUUUGCCGACGUCGGCAUAUCCGUGAUUGGGACCCGCCUUUGUUAGCCAGCUCGGGCCAACCCCAGCCGGAAAUCGCCCCUUCGAGCGUCAUGGCCCGGGGUCAAGUCCCGCAUCCCCAGGAACUUUUUGGCUUGUUCACAUCUUCCUCAAUCCAGCAAACAACGCCAGCACUCAAGACUUGAUAUCGACAUCCAAACCGGAUUUCGACAUCGCGACACCGACAGCCUGCGUUUCGAACGACACGACAGAUUCCACAGCACUCAAAAUGUUUUCGAGAACCGUCCGCGCAGUGUCCCGCCGAGCUCUGGCAACCUCGGUGCGCCCUAUCGCCGCCCCAGUCUCCCGACAGAUUGCGCCCUUGGUCGCUCAACCACCAAGGCGGCAGUACCACGAGAAGGUCCUCGAUCACUACUCCCGCCCGCGCAACGUUGGAACAUUAGACAAGUCCGAUACCUCGGUCGGCGAGGGGUUGGUCGGCGCUCCGGCCUGUGGCGAUGUGAUGCGGCUUCAUAUCAAGGUCGACCCCGAUACACAGGUCAUCAGCGACGUGCGGUUCAAGACCUUCGGGUGCGGCUCUGCGAUCGCCUCGUCGAGCUACCUAACAGAGCUGGUCCGUGGCAUGACGCUCGACCAAGCCGCCAAGGUUAAAAACACAGAGAUUGCCAAGGAGCUUUGCCUGCCGCCAGUCAAGCUCCACUGCAGUAUGCUUGCCGAGGAUGCGAUCAAGUCGGCCAUCAACAACUACUACACGAAGAACCCCGCCGUGAAGACCACCAACCUCGCAGGGACGGCCGCUAAGCUCGAGACGGCGACGGCGGCGUAAGCCGAUACAAAUCUAAGAUGUUGCACAAAAAGACAAGAAAACCCUAAAGCAAAAAAAACAAGGGGGCGAAAUACUGAAAAUGGCUUUCUUCGCGCUGAUUGCAGCUUGUUAGCGCCCGCGAGGUUUCCUUUCUCUUGAAUCAGGCUCCAGCGAUGGCCGGCAUUCAGGUACCGUGGUGGAGUUUAGUGGGCUCGUGGUUUAGGGGGCGUGCAAUGGGUGUCUACAAUGCGCGGUCUCUCCGCUUCUUUUGCCUCGCGGGUGGAAUUGACAGUGUAUGUAUGAUACCAUGGCGUUUUGAGAAACCCAGAUUGGAACAUAACAUUCCCCAGUGUAUGCUACACUUGGUUGAAAUACUGGAUAUAAACCUCGAGCCGUGAGCUUGCAAGUACCUCUUAGGAAGUCUGCCAUUGUGUGGCACAAGUAGCGCUCUGGUCAUUGCACCG
Molecule: messenger RNA, 1365 nt
Organism: Chaetomium fimeti
Lineage: Eukaryota; Fungi; Ascomycota; Sordariomycetes; Sordariales; Chaetomiaceae
Product: NifU-like N terminal domain-containing protein
Exons: 6
Coding region: 365-922 (185 amino acids)
Biological process (GO): iron-sulfur cluster assembly; intracellular iron ion homeostasis
Cellular component (GO): mitochondrial matrix; cytoplasm
Molecular function (GO): ferrous iron binding; 2 iron, 2 sulfur cluster binding
Source: RefSeq, a predicted model, not a curated record